This is a messenger RNA of Lates calcarifer (barramundi perch), 1136 nucleotides long. It is a transcript of the gene golt1bb, whose product is annotated as golgi transport 1Bb. Gene Ontology annotation, cellular component: endoplasmic reticulum; membrane. Bases 145 to 561 code for a protein of 138 amino acids. Gene Ontology annotation, biological process: retrograde transport, endosome to Golgi; endoplasmic reticulum to Golgi vesicle-mediated transport. The transcript is spliced from 5 exons. Lineage: Eukaryota; Metazoa; Chordata; Actinopteri; Centropomidae. The record is from RefSeq and is a predicted model, not a curated record.
GAGGACGUGGCGUAACAAACCGCUAGCUUUGCCUUCACCACUACCGUGUUAUCAACAGUUUUGCUUAGGGCUAACAUCUAAAGCAGCGGAGUUGAUUCAUUACGAGCUUCGAGUGAUCUGAUAAAUUCUCCUGCUGCUGCCAAAAUGAUCUCACUCACGGAUUCACAGAAAAUCGGGAUGGGGUUGACAGGGUUCGGCGUGUUCUUCCUCUUCUUUGGGAUGAUGCUAUUUUUUGAUAAAGCUCUUCUUGCUAUUGGAAACAUUCUGUUUGUCUCUGGUCUGUCCUUCGUCAUCGGCCUGGAGCGUACAUUCAGAUUCUUCUUCCAGAGACACAAAGUAAAAGCCACCAGUUUCUUCCUGGGGGGAGUGUUUGUGGUUCUGAUCGGCUGGCCGAUCAUCGGAGUCAUUCUGGAGAUCUAUGGUUUCUUCCUCUUGUUCAGGGGAUUCUUCCCAGUGGCUGUAGGCUUCAUCAGACGAGUACCUGUGCUCGGGUCUUUGCUCAGUUUACCAGGGAUCAGCACACUGGUGGACAAAAUUGGCGAGAGCAACACGAUGGUAUAACAGUGGGCUGUUCUUACAUUGGAGGAGAGUUUCAGUAUUUAUCAUUUAGCUUCUAAUAGUUACUGUAUACUUUGAUCAUUGCCACUCCAGAACUGUGAAUCCAAACAUUUUCCUGCACAGAAGACACAAGUUUAUUUGUGGACAUUUGACUGACAUGAUAAUGUUUCCUCUGCCAGAAGGAAACUGUUUUGUAUCCGACUGCCACUGGACAAAGUUACCAAGAGAUAUUUUUUUUAUUUUAAAGGUUGGAAGCAGGUCUCCCUUUUUUGUAUCAUUCCAGUCUGAUAUUUAUGGACUGAUAAUUUGGGACCACUGGGUCAAGUCAGCAGAGGGUCUGGAGCCUUUUAUAGCAUCAGCUCCUCUGGAUUGUGCCUGAACAGUCACUGAGAGCGCUUUCGAGUUCCUCUAUGAAGUGUUACUGGAAUUUUGUACAUUCAAAUAAAUAAGGUUGAGCUAAGUGUUACUGAGGGAAAGAAACCUGAACUGUUGUGGGAAAAGGUUUAAGAAAGUUGUCAUGGAGAUGUUUUACUGUAACGUUUUUAAGUGCAUACUUGAAAUAAAGUGUCUCUUUUGUA